CAAAAAGGGAAAAAAGGGGUUACCCUAAAGUCACAAUUCAUUGCCGGAUUGACAGUCACAGUUCAUUCACUCGCCGGAGAGCAGUAGAAAAUGGUGGUGAGAUUAAGGUUAUCGAGGUUUGGAUGCAAAAACAAACCUUUUUACAGAGUAAUGGCGGCCGAUAGCAGAUCUCCAAGAGACGGCAAACACUUGGAAGUACUUGGUUACUACAAUCCUUUACCAGGGCAAGAUGGUGGUAAACGGAUGGGUCUUAAUUUUGAUAGGUUGAAGUAUUGGUUAUCCGUUGGUGCACAGCCUUCAGAACCAGUCCAACGCCUUCUUUUCCGAGCAGGCGUAUUACCUCCUCCACCUAUGCUGGCUAUGGGACAAAAAGGUGGUCCACGGGACACUCGAUUAGUUGAUCCUAUGACUGGACGCAUCACGACACCUGAAAGUGCUAAAAGUGCCAAUCCAACAGUUGGUUCUGAAGUUGAAGAAGACAAAGAUUAGAAUCUGACUAGUUGAUUUUGUACAACUUCAAUUCAAAGAUCUGUUUUUUAGUAUGUGACAAUUGCAGCGCUGAUGUUUG
This is a messenger RNA of Solanum verrucosum, 568 nucleotides long. Its product is annotated as 30S ribosomal protein S16-2, chloroplastic/mitochondrial. Gene Ontology annotation, molecular function: structural constituent of ribosome. NCBI's taxonomy places the organism in Eukaryota, Viridiplantae, Streptophyta, Magnoliopsida, Solanales, Solanaceae. Gene Ontology annotation, biological process: mitochondrial translation. The record is from RefSeq and is a predicted model, not a curated record. Gene Ontology annotation, cellular component: ribosome; small ribosomal subunit. The coding region runs from base 91 to 489 and encodes 132 amino acids. The transcript is spliced from 3 exons.